UCCGGCUCCUCUGCGCGCCAGGUUUAGUAGAAACGCGCUGUGCACGUGGAAAGGCGUGUGGACGCGGGGAUUUCGCCCACCGCACGAGCAUGUUUGAGGAGCCCGAGUGGGCCGAGGAGGCCCCAGUAGCCACGGACCUCCGGCCUGUAGCCUCACGGCCUCCGCCUGCCUCAGCCUCGCAAAUCAAGGGCUCUAAGCACCGUCAGCUCUUGGCUACUUUACGGGCCCUGGAGGCAGCAUCUCUUCCCCAGCAAUCCCCCGGCCUGCCUGACAGUGACUCUGAGGAGGAUGUGGUGGAAAGGAAGAAAAAACGCCUGAAAAAGUCCUCAUCUGCUAGUGCUUCUAUUGACGUAGAGAAGAAGAGGAAGAAGAAAUGUCAAAAACAGGGUCCACAUGGCAGUGACCAUGAAGAAAAGGAAGUAAAAAGGAAGAAAAAGUGCCUCAGAGGGAUUCUCAAUGCCAGUGACCCUGCUGAAGAACAGAAGAGAAAGAGGAAGUGCCAGAAACAGGCCCCCUCAAACCCCGCCCAGCAUCUAGACAAGGAUAACAAAACAGGUUCCAAAGCUUGGAAGAGUACUGCUACAAAUAAUCAAUCCAAGCUGAGUCCUGGCUCUACUUCUGCCAACCCCCCCCAGACCUUGAGUCGCAAGCAGUGGCGGAACCGGCAGAAGAACAAACGUAGACAUAAGAACAAGUUUCGGCCACCUGACCAGGCUCCAGCCGCAGCGCCCACAGAGGAGACAGAGAUGCCUCCUGCCCCCAGCCCAGAUAAUCAUGAGGAUCGGGCAGGGGCUCUGCGAGCCCGCAUGGCACAGCGGCUGGACGGUGCCCGAUUUCGCUACCUCAAUGAACAGCUAUACUCAGGGCCUAGCAGUGCUGCACAGCGUCUCUUCCAGGAAGACCCUGAGGCCUUUCUCCUCUAUCACCGUGGCUUCCAGAGCCAAGUCAAGAAGUGGCCACUGCAGCCAGUGGACCGCAUCGCCAAGGAUCUUCGCCUGCGGCCCGCGUCCCUGGUGGUAGCUGACUUCGGCUGCGGGGACUGCCGCCUGGCCUCAAGUAUCCGGAACCCUGUGCACUGCUUUGACUUGGCCUCUCUGGACCCCAGGGUCACUGUGUGUGACAUGGCCCAGGUGCCUCUGGAGGAUGAAUCUGUGGAUGUGGCUGUGUUCUGCCUUUCCCUGAUGGGAACCAACAUCAGGGACUUCCUAGAGGAGGCAAAUCGAGUGCUGAAACAAGGGGGUCUCUUGAAAGUGGCUGAAGUCAGUAGCCGGUUUGAAGAUGUUCGGACCUUUCUGGGGGCUGUGACCAAACUGGGCUUCAAGGUCAUCUCCAAGGAUCUUACCAACAGCCACUUCUUCUUGUUUGACUUUGAAAAGACUGGGCCUCCUCGGGUAGGGCCCAAGGCUCAGCUCACAGGCCUGAAGCUUCAGCCAUGUCUCUACAAGCGCAGGUGACCUCUGGGCCCGCCUUGAAAGAGGAGGCAAGUCUUGAACUCCAGGCUCAUAACUCUGAAGACUAUAUCCAGCAAGUCACCGACCCAGGGACUGGUAUAUCGCUUUUGCUGUCCUAAGACUAAUGUUUGAUUAAACCCCCUGGUUCAGCCCCGCUCUAAUGAAGGCUUCUUGGUUGUGAGAAGCAUAAAAUCACUUGGGCUGGCUAAAGAGUAGGGAGUUUACUGUGAAAAUACAAGGGUAUCUGGGAAUUAGGGUUCCUCCAAAUGGGGGAACUAGCUGGUUUGAAAUUCAUGGCAUCGCUGGGUUUGCUCCUCUUUCCAUCUCUCAGGAGCCACGUGGACUUUCUGCCCUGGCAUCUCUACUUGCUUCUCAUCUCCAUCUGCUGAGAAAAUCUAUAGCCAGGGCUGGGUGUGUAAGAGGUGCUCAAUAAACCAUAGCUAUGGCUAUGAUGUGUUGUAAGCCUU
Lontra canadensis (Northern American river otter) is the source of this 1918-nucleotide messenger RNA. It is a transcript of the gene RRP8, whose product is annotated as ribosomal RNA processing 8. Gene Ontology annotation, cellular component: rDNA heterochromatin; nucleolus; chromatin silencing complex. The record is from RefSeq and is a predicted model, not a curated record. Gene Ontology annotation, molecular function: methyltransferase activity. The coding region runs from base 90 to 1454 and encodes 454 amino acids. The transcript is spliced from 7 exons. Gene Ontology annotation, biological process: rDNA heterochromatin formation; cellular response to glucose starvation; regulation of transcription by glucose. Lineage: Eukaryota; Metazoa; Chordata; Mammalia; Carnivora; Mustelidae.